GAUUCCGGGGAUUUGAUGCCACACUGUUGCUUCAAUGCAUGGAGCUAGAAAAUGACAUCGACGUGGCGCGGCGUGGCUGUGGUCGAUUGGAAGUUUCCUAUUUGGUUCGGUCGUGGCACCAAAGUCCAACGGGGGGUUUACUUCUGCGAAGAUGCACUCGUCAGUCAGAGGCCACCAGAUGACAAGUCUGCUGAGCCUUUGACCCACAUGUGAUGACCGAAAGGAACUCGCAAGUGCGCUACCAGGAACCUUCUCUGCCAAACGGGGAGUAAGAUCAGCAUGCUCUCCUUUCUCUCCCUUCCAACUCGAGAUAAAGGAAAGAGAUCUUUCCGUGUAUCCGUAGUGCUGUUAGUCAUCACCAACUCCACAUCCUCACUCGCUGAUCGAGGAUGUCGAAGGAAGGAAUUAUUGAGGUCGUGGUUUCCCCAUUGUUGAAGCAUCUGGAGAAUGCCAGGCGCCGUGUUCUGGAAGUCGAGGGAAGUGAUGCAAUCUCGGAGAUCAUCUCACUGUUUGACAACAUCGGAAGGGAUAUUCGAGACAUGGAGGAUGUCUUCCGGCGAGCAGAGCGAUGGGAAAAGGACGUGGUACGCGAUUUUGGAGUGGUUGCUCGACUAGUCGACGACAUCUUGGAAGAAGAUUGCACCCUCCCCAAGUUCCAAUCCAAGCUUCGAGUCAUCGAUGCGGAGAUCUCCGACCUGAGAGGCCGCGUGACUCCACCGCUCCAACUACCUCCCGUCGAGAGUUCAGCUGCGGCAUCGUCUGGGAGUCUUCCUUCGAUGUUCAGCUCCCUGCAAGCAUCCCAAGAGUGGCGACGGCUCGAAUUGGAUAAGAAGAUCUUUGAAAGCAGCACCAUCUCUAAUCUUCUGGUGAGCUACGAGAACCUCGACCUUCAGUUGAAGUUAUGCUUGCUCUGCUUCUCUAUUUUCCCAGAGAAUGCACUCCUAAAGAAAAGGCUUAUGAUCUACUGGUGGAUCGGGGAGGGACUAGUAACCCCGAAGAAGGGGAAGACUGCCGAGGAGAUCGGAGAGGAUUGCUUGAGGAAGCUAAUCAUGAAUGGAAUGGUCGAGCCAGUAUUCAGGAAACGGAGCUCGGCCAUAGAGUACUGCAAGGUGCAUCCAUGGACGAGACGAAUGCUUAUUUCUGUGGCCAGGAGAAAUCAGUUCUUUGACUUCGACUCGGAAGGAGUUCCUCGGUCAGACUUCUCUGUGAGCCGUCAUGCUUGCUUGGUGACCGCCAGGGGAGGGGAUUCGCAGCAAACCCUCUCGAGGGGCCAAUCCAAUGCCAGUGAAUUGAUUGCGCUGUUCAACGUCGACGAGCAAUAUCUGAGACUCGACAAGAGCUGGUUCUCAGAGAUGAGGAAGAUCAAAGUGCUGCAACUCGGAAGGUGGCAGAGACAAGCGAAGCACCAUAUCGAGGUGGAGAGCACGGAGUUCUUGGAAGGACUGAGGGGGUUCAAGCACUUGAGUUACCUCUCCUUCCAAGGCAUUUCCAGAAUCACAGAGCUGCCGGCAUCCAUUGGCAAGGUCUCCAAUUUGAGGAUCUUGGAUCUCCGGGCGUGCCAUAACUUGGAGAAACUGACAUCAGGGAUCACAAACCUGAAGAAACUGACCCAUUUGGAUGUGUCGGAGUGUCACCUGCUAGAGUUCAUCCCCAAGGGGAUCAGCUCACUGUCACAGCUCCAAGUGCUGAAGGGAUUCGUCGUCGGUGACUCGAGAAGCAAGCACCCGUGUCGACUCAACGAGCUGGCCAAAUUGGAGAAACUGAGGAAGCUGAGUAUGAUCAUAGGGAACAAGGUGACAGUGACAGAGGAUGAGCUUGGCGAUCUGAAAAGCUGCAGAGCCCUUCGCUCGUUAACCAUAACAUGGAUCGUAUUGCCACCUAAGAAGGCAGUUUCGAGGCUAACAAGGAUGGCGACUAUGACAAUGACAUCACUCUCCCUUCCCGUUGGUCUUGAGAAGCUCGAUCUUCGAUGCUUUCCGGGUAAGCUGGCACCAGAAUGGUUGAAUCCUUCUGCGUUGAGGAGCUUGAAGAAGCUGUACCUCAGAGGAGGGACGCUGAAGAGCCUUGGGCUGGAAAGAUUCCCACCGACUUGGAAUGUGGAGGUGCUACGUCUCAAGUUUCUAAGUGAAUUGGAGGUGGAAUGGUCUCAAAUACGAGCAAGCUUUCCAGGCCUCGUUUACUUGGAGAUCUUCCAAUGCAGCAGACUUCGAUCCUUUCCAUGCGAUGAAGAUGGAGUGUGGGUGAAACGUGGUGGGCAGACAUCUGCUCCGGCAGCACGAGGACUUGCUGAGGGUGACCAAAGGUAGCAGAUGGGCUGUUAAUGGGCCUCACCUAGGCAUAAUAACUCAUCGGACCCAUUUGGGCCGCUUUGGGCCUCUCCCAUUUUUUUUCCUUUUUUUCUUUUUUUUUCUUUUUUUUACUUAUUAAUCAAUUGAGCUACUGAAUCGAGGGAUAAAACGAAUCACAAAGGAUCACUAGGUGAAUAUUAAAAGGAGAUUGACCUGUAUUAUAUUUUGAUCAUGUUAACAUAGAUUUUGGAUGUUUGAUGGGUUGAAGAUUCAGAGGUUCAAGAUCAAAACUUGUUGCAAGUGUCUCAAUGUCGAGAGUAGUCAAGUUUGAUCGAGUUUCCUGCAAAAAUUAUAUCAACAAUAUGUUCGACAAGGGCUCGUUCGAUGCUUAAGCUAAUAAGUGGGUUUAGAGGAUGUGAAGAAAUGUGUAUUUAGAGAGUCCUCAUAUAUAUAUAAGGCUUUUUAUAUUGGUUUCAAUAA
This is a messenger RNA of Musa acuminata AAA Group (dessert banana), 2768 nucleotides long. Its product is annotated as disease resistance RPP13-like protein 4. Gene Ontology annotation, biological process: defense response to other organism. The record is from RefSeq and is a predicted model, not a curated record. The transcript has a single exon. The coding region runs from base 390 to 2306 and encodes 638 amino acids. Lineage: Eukaryota; Viridiplantae; Streptophyta; Magnoliopsida; Zingiberales; Musaceae.